AUGACUCAGCUAUACGUUUAUGUCACCUUAUUGGGAGCCUAUCUGUCCAUCCUGUCACCUGUUCAAGGACAGAAUCUAGACAGUAUGCUCCAUGGCACUGGGAUGAAAUCAGACUCUGACCAGCAAAAGUCAGAAAGUGGAGUCACCUUAGCCCCAGAAGACACCCUGCCUUUUCUGAAGUGCUACUGCUCGGGCCACUGCCCCGAUGAUGCUGUCAACAAUACGUGCAUAACUAAUGGACAUUGCUUUGCCAUCAUAGAAGAAGAUGACCAGGGAGAAACCACAUUAGCUUCAGGAUGUAUGAAAUAUGAAGGAUCUGAUUUUCAGUGCAAGGAUUCACCAAAAGCCCAGCUUCGCCGGACAAUAGAAUGUUGUCGGACCAAUUUAUGUAACCAGUAUUUACAACCUACACUGCCCCCUGUUGUUAUAGGUCCGUUUUUGGAUGGCAGCAUUCGAUGGCUGGUAGUGCUCAUUUCUAUGGCUAUCUGCAUAAUUGCUAUGAUCAUCUUCUCCAGCUGCUUUUGUUACAAACAUUAUUGCAAGAGCAUCUCAAGCAGACGUCGUUACAAUCGUGACUUGGAACAGGAUGAGGCGUUUAUCCCUGCAGGAGAGUCCCUGAAAGACCUCAUUGACCAGUCACAGAGCUCUGGCAGUGGUUCCGGACUGCCUCUGCUGGUUCAGCGAACUAUUGCCAAACAGAUUCAGAUGGUUCGGCAAGUUGGUAAAGGUCGAUAUGGAGAAGUGUGGAUGGGUAAAUGGCGUGGUGAGAAGGUGGCAGUCAAAGUGUUCUUUACCACUGAAGAAGCUAGCUGGUUUCGUGAGACAGAGAUCUACCAGACGGUGCUGAUGCGCCAUGAAAACAUACUCGGUUUUAUAGCCGCAGACAUUAAAGGCACUGGCUCCUGGACCCAGCUAUAUCUGAUCACCGAUUAUCACGAACACGGGUCUCUCUAUGACUUCCUGAAGUGUACAACGCUGGACACCAGGGCCCUGCUCAAGCUGGCAUACUCAGCUGCCUGUGGCCUAUGCCAUCUGCACACGGAGAUUUACGGCACCCAAGGAAAGCCCGCAAUUGCUCAUCGAGACCUAAAGAGCAAAAAUAUUCUCAUUAAGAAAAAUGGAAGUUGUUGUAUUGCUGACCUGGGCCUUGCAGUGAAGUUCAAUAGUGACACAAAUGAAGUGGAUGUGCCCUUGAACGCCAGAGUGGGCACCCGGCGGUACAUGGCCCCGGAAGUGCUGGACGAGAGCCUCAACAAGAACCACUUCCAGCCCUACAUCAUGGCGGACAUCUACAGCUUCGGCCUGAUCAUCUGGGAGAUGGCUCGGCGCUGCAUCACAGGGGGAAUAGUAGAGGAGUACCAGCUGCCAUAUUACAACAUGGUGCCCAGUGACCCAUCGUAUGAAGAUAUGCGUGAGGUUGUGUGUGUCAAACGUUUGCGGCCAAUUGUGUCCAAUAGAUGGAACAGUGAUGAGUGUCUUCGAGCAGUGCUGAAGCUGAUGUCAGAGUGCUGGGCCCACAACCCGGCCUCCAGACUCACGGCUCUGCGGAUCAAGAAGACGCUCGCAAAGAUGGUUGAAUCCCAAGAUGUAAAGAUUUGA
This is a messenger RNA of Pipistrellus nathusii (Nathusius's pipistrelle), 1599 nucleotides long. The record is from the annotation of a GenBank genome assembly. NCBI's taxonomy places the organism in Eukaryota, Metazoa, Chordata, Mammalia, Chiroptera, Vespertilionidae.